AUGGAAAUAACUGCUGAGCACAAAUGCUUGAAGAGAGGAGUAAAGGAAGUGGUUAAAAGUAUUAGUCGUGGUCAUAAAGGAAUGCUUAAUCAUGUUCCUUCUAUCUUCUAUGUCAUAACUCAUGUUCCGAUUCUAUGUGAAGAGGCAGACAUUCCCUAUGUUUAUGUUCCUUCGAAAGAAGAUCUUGCAACUGCAGGAGCUACCAAGAGACCAACGUGCUGCGUUCUGGUGCUAACCAAGCCAACCAAAGGCAAACUAGACCCUGCGGAACAAGAAAAGAUAAAGGCCGAUUAUAGCCAGGUAGUAGCAGAUAUAUCUGAGCUUACAUCCUCACUCUUUUAAGAAAUUGUGUUGUCAUAUAUAUAUGUAAGCUUUGAUGUUUAGAUUCUAUCUUCUGCUUUUCUAGGCGAUGUGCUUUACUGAGUUGAUACUUCAUUGUAACUAUGUAUCUGGCUUAUGUGCUUUCAUUUUAACCCACCUGUCUUUAUUUAGUUAAAUUCUCAUCUCUUUCUCUCAAAUGUGUAAUGGUUAAAAAAAAACACAUGAAAU
Messenger RNA from Gossypium raimondii (Peruvian cotton), 549 nucleotides. RefSeq names its product H/ACA ribonucleoprotein complex subunit 2-like protein. NCBI's taxonomy places the organism in Eukaryota, Viridiplantae, Streptophyta, Magnoliopsida, Malvales, Malvaceae. The transcript has 4 exons. The record is from RefSeq and is a predicted model, not a curated record. The coding region runs from base 1 to 342 and encodes 113 amino acids.